Molecule: messenger RNA, 5113 nt
Organism: Sus scrofa (pig)
Lineage: Eukaryota; Metazoa; Chordata; Mammalia; Artiodactyla; Suidae
Gene: DBF4B
Product: DBF4 zinc finger B
Biological process (GO): regulation of cell cycle phase transition; positive regulation of nuclear cell cycle DNA replication
Cellular component (GO): Dbf4-dependent protein kinase complex
Molecular function (GO): nucleic acid binding; zinc ion binding; protein serine/threonine kinase activator activity
Source: RefSeq, a predicted model, not a curated record
GGAAAUCCACGCCCACGUGCGCCGGGCGCGGAGGCUUGCUAACUUGUGCUGACCCGUUUGGGCAUCUUGUACCUUUUAAAUAGAGUGCCUUUUGGCUUAUGCAGUGUCACGUGGUCUCUCAGGACUCCUGGCAGGUAUUUGAUAAAUACUACGUUGCUGCUAGAGACUGUAAUACUGCAGUAGACACCGUUAUUACAUCAGUCAUAUCACAUAUGUGGCCUCCGUAGGGCAGUCUCGCAGUUCUUACGUAACUUAAGGAGGCGGAGCCUACAGGAAAUUUAAACCGAAGCCGCGGUCAAGGGCGCCCUGAGAAUGAUGCUAUAGUUGCGGAGGAACAUCCAGUGCACGGGAGUCUGAAAGAACUAAUGGAGCCCGCGAAUGUGUUACAGCGGCCUUGAAGAAUUAACGAGGCCGAGAAAGAGCCGAGAAUUUGAGGGGAUAGCCGGGAAACGGCGACGAUUGCUUUGAACUGGAGAGUUCAAUGGCUGAAAGUAGACUCCGGGCUCCGGACCUAGCGGCCCAGCUAGGAGUUGCCCGUUGUCAGGGGAAGUGCCAGAAGAGCUCACCAGACGCCGGGAGGCAGCCCUUGUCUGGAAAAUCCUUUUACUUGGAUCUGCCCGCUGGCAAGAACCUCCAGUUUUUGACUGGGGCCAUCCAGCAGCUGGGUGGGGUAAUUGAGGGUUUCCUGAGCAAAGAAGUAAGUUACAUCGUGUCCAGCCGCAGGGAGGCGAAGGCAGAGAGUGGAGGGACGAGUCACAGAGGCUGCCCCAGCCCCGGCGAGGUCAGAGUGGAGACACCGUCCGUGGCCAACCCGAAAGACAGCCAUGCCAGGCCUGCCCAGAAACCCGUGGAGUCGGUGCCUCUGAGCAGAGGGAAGGAGCUCCUGCAAAAGGCCAUCCGAAACCAGGGGAGCAGCAGCAGCCUCCUGAGCAACGCCCGCUCCUGGGGAGUGCGGAUUCUACACGUGGACGAAAUGAUGGUGCACGUGCAGCAGCUGUCUCUUGAAGCGCUACGUGUGAGGAAGCACGGGCCACAGAAGCCAGAGGGAACGUGUCCAGCAGAGUCAAGAACACGGAAAGUGGCCAGGCUGAAGGCGCCCUUCCUCAAAGUGGAAGAUGAGAGCAGGAAUUUUCGUCCUUUCUACCAUCAGUUUAAAUCCUUUCCUGAAAUUUCUUUUCUGGGACCCAAAGAUGCAAGUCCCUUUGAGGCCCCGACAACUCCAGGCAGCUCGCACCGUGCCAGAGAAGCCAAGGACCAGGAGCCAAGCCCGCGAUCGACCGCCCGCACCGUGCCCAGAAGGAAGAAAGGGUACUGCGAGUGCUGCCAAGAGGCCUUCGAGGAGCUGCACGGGCAUCUUCAGAGCCCCCAGCACCAGGGCUUUGCCCUGGAAGCCCACUCAUAUGCUGAAGUCGAUCAGAUCAUCGCCCAGCUCAGCCACAGCUUUGUGGACACCCCCUUCCAGACCAGCCUCCCCAGGCAGCCAGCCUCCUUGACUUCCGAUUGUGACCCUUUGUGUCUUGAGACGCCACCUCCCAGCCAGCCCUCCCACGUCAGGGCAGCGUCUCCCAGGAGGAGGAAAGAAGAUUGCCAGGCCCCAGGGGCCCCAGAAGGGGCAGCGGGCAGCAUGAAGGCACCAGCGGACCCUGUGGAGGCUGCCAGGAUACCCAGACCAGGAGCAAGCUGCCAGGAGCCAGGGACAUCAGCCGAUGUCUUUGUGGGUCCCCCAGAGACGCCAGUGUCCGGGAGCCCUGCUUACCAGUGCCUCCUGCCCAACUCUGGGUUUGCCCAGUUCUCCUCUGGCCCAGACCUGGCACUUGUUGGCCACAAGCGGAAGGUUCAGUUCCCCACUGGCAAUGCUGAGAAGAGGCCAGAGGUGUCCUGGCCACAGGCCUCGUUCUUUGUCCCGAGAGUGCCCAGCCCCUGUGGCCCCAGGACAACCAGUGGCCAGCUUCAUCUCCCCGUUCCCGGCCAUGAGCCCAGGCCUCUGGCCUCCCUCCUGCCCUUGUGCCACCCGCAGACCUGCCUCUCCCUCCACGGCCCUGUGCCCGGACAGCCCACAGACAAGCCAGCAGAGUUCUGGUCCACACAGGCCCCCUGGCCUGGGGGAGGACAGCCCCCAGGGUCUAAGGAUUCUGAGCGUGCAGCCCCUGACCUUGUCUCCCAGCAGGCUGAGCAGCUCCGCAGCAGCCCCGCAGCUCCAGGCCAGCCGUCAGCACCCCCGCAUUCAGCGGUGGGCACACAGUCCCCAGGAGGACCCGCAGAGAGCCAGUCCUCUUCUCCCCGCUCCACUCUGCCAGCCAGCGGGGGCACCAGCUGCUCCCGGUGGUUCUGGACCCCCCAGCCUCUCCCAGCCCCCUGCCCCACUAUCUCCCAGCCCAGCACCGAAGGAAGGGUGCUCCUGUGAGUCCCCCGGACACACAGCUUGGGGACCAGACAGCUCCCGUCUCGACGGCCACCUUGAGCUACAUCUCUGCUAAGGGCUGCACACCCAGCCCAGCCGACCAGACACAGAAGGAGGAGCCUCUCCCGGGGCCUGGCCCUCGAAGUCCAAGUGAGCAGCCCCGGUCAUGGUCAAGCUCUGUGGGGCUGACCAAGCCAGUCCUCCCACCUGCCGGGUCUUCAGGUGGGACCAAGAGCAUCUGGGCUGGGGGCUGUCCUCUCCCCUACCUCCAGCCACGGCUUGCACAGCCAUGGCCGGCCACGUAGGCCAGGAGGCCAAGGCAAGAUUGGCAUAGGAAGGGCCCACAAAGAAGCUGGAGUGGCAGGAGCCCUGGCCUGGCUUCCUGUCCCUCUGCGGGGCCCUUGCUCUGCAGAGCCAAGAGGGUUGGUUGCUGGUAUCCCCACCCCCACCCCCAGGCUCCUUUCCCACAAGCAUGUGGCUCCUGCUUUCUGAGAUGCCUGUGUCGUCCCCUCCCCCCGCCCCCCACGCUCGUGCACACAGAUCCUCGGGAACAUAUGAAGCAGAGGAGGGGCUCGGCUGCGCCACUUGCCGAGCUCCCUGCCCACUGCACUGAGUCGGGGCCCAGCCCCGACCUCUCCCCUGAGCCCGGGAUGUGGCCAGAGCCCCCUCUGGGGACCCCUCUCAGCUCUUCCCUGCCCACCCAGAGUUCUGUUCCGGGGUCAGCAGCUCACCUGCCAGCUUCUGCAUCUCCCUUCUCCCUCCCUCCUUCCCUAAGGACCUCCCCCCAUUUCUCUCAUGCAAGCCAUUAAUCUGGAGACAGAGAUGAGUUUGCGAUCGAUUCUUUGGCCACUUUUUUUUUAUUAUGUUCUGUGCUGUGGUUCGUCUCACUCUUCUCUGCUUCUGUGUUUGUCUCUUUAAAUGUUGACGCCACCAGAAGCCUGGUGCUAUUCUGUAUCUCAGUAUGGAGGAAGAAAAGGGGGCCUAGCUGCAGGCGAGGACCCGAGUUGUUAGUUUGGAAAUAGAGCAACUAGGUGUACAACCCUCUUAGAGGUUAUUAUUGGCCUUUUUAUGCCAUCCUGUUAAAUUUCACAAUUAAUCUUAGGCCAAGAGACGUGAAAUAAAUUUGUUAAAACAAAUAGCAAAGAGAUGGGGCUGAAGUACAGUGUGUCGGGCUUCGACCUGCCCUGCAGGGACCCAAGCAGGACUCAGCAGACACAGACAGAAUAACUGGGUAGCAGGACGGGCGCCUCCUGCUGCCACCUUCCCCUGGCCUGAGGGCCAAGGGGGUGGGGGGCCAGGCCCGUCUGGUCUCCGGGUCGCCCACUGGCCCUGCUGCCCACUCCCAAGGAAGCACCUUUGCCCUGGGGAGUGGGGUGCUCCAGGCCCUCUCCCCUUCCCUGGGGCCCAGACAGUCACUUCCUUCUGUGCCCCGAUGGGUACAUCCCUUUCCUUUUGUGACCCAUGGGCCUGCCUUGUCCCCCACGGCCUUUCCCGUGACACCACCACUAGUUCCCUGACCCCUUUCUCAGACCUCUGAUGCCCUCACAUGCUGGUCCCUGAGACCAGCCUGCCAGGUUCUGACCCCCAUCACCAUCUGCCCAGGACCUCGCAUCUGACUCGGGUUUUCCCUCCCGUUUCAACAACUUCCCGUGACCUUGGCCAUCACAUCUCUGCCAGGUCGGGCCCAGAGGCUGCCUCUCUCCACAGCCAGGUCUCUGCUCUGGCCUCCAGGAUAUGAGCUGAGGGAGGAACCCAGGACACCUGAGACCUGGCCCAGGACAGGGAGGUGCCGCUUGACAUCCAUCAGGCCCCUCGGUGGCUCCUCCACAUGGAGACUCUUCAGACCUUCCACUCCCUCCCUCUCGGCACAUGACCUUGACUCAGCAGGCACCCUGCAUCCUGCUCAAAGGAGGCAGUGUCCGGCCAGCCCUGUCCCUUCCUCCCUGGGUUCACCAGCUCUCCUUCCUUCUGCCCGAGAACUCCAUCCUGAAAAACAUGAGUGUGGAUGCAGCAGCUUAAAGAAAGCUUCCUCCUGUCCUCUGGCUCCUUCCUGUGGUCUGCAGCCACCUCCUCCUUCCCCGUCCAAACCUCCGCUGUGGCUCUGCCUGAAGCGCUCUGCUGAAUUGUCCCAAGGUCACUGGAUAACCUGAUCAUGUCCAGAGUCAGGUUCCUUUUCGUCUUUUCCACCUUGUUGAAACUUGGCCCCCCCACCCCCACCGACCCCAUGUUAGCCUGCCCCCCCCUCCCCCGCCACUGCCGGGUUCAGCACCAGCCUUAGGUGUCGGCCCUGAGCAGGCCCCAGCCCUCCAGCCCUCACCACCUCCCCAGGUGUGAGCCCAGGACCUUGUUCUCCUUGCAUGGGUUCUUUCGGGGCACUGGUAGCCCUGCCCAGCCCCCUUCGGUGUUCUGGUCUUCACUCGUGCUCGUGGGAAGGCAGGUUUAGCCGUGUUCAUGUUGUGACUCUGGACAAGUCCCUUAACUACUCUGGGCUCAGUUUCCUCAUCGUCCCCCCCCCCCUCGCACCCAUGGCAAUGGGAGUUCCUGGGCCAAGGAUCCAGUCCAAAUCAAAUUUAAGCUGCAGUGAGGCCAGGUCCUUAACCCACUAUGCCACAGUGGAAACUCCUUGGUUUCUUUGUGUUUAAACGAGGGGCUUGUCUGAGAUGAUUUCCAGGGUCCUUCCUCUGAUAAUAAAACUCCAGGACUCCCUGGGAA